GUUCUUCUGUAAAUGAACUUCAGAGCUAUGAGACAAGAACACAGCCUCAGUAUUCUUAGAAAAUGGCGCCCUCGUGUGGUGAAAAUGAACUGUCGCAGAGAUAAGCGUUGGAUAUUUCGAUUUAUGCACGGUGAAAAAUAACAACAAUCAAACUGUUUAACCACAUAUGUGGUUGUAUUUGAAAACAUCAGGAGGUUUCGCGUAUUUGAGAGCGAAAACUUUUUUUUCAGGAAUUCCAUCAUCACUUGAAUUAUUUUGAGUUUCCUGUGACGACACUUGGCAGAGCACUCGCACGAAUUAUCUGUCAGUAUCAUUCGAUAGCAGCAGAUCAAAAUGGCCCUAAAUAACUUGGCAUUUUUUGCUUUGUUGGUUGUAACAUUAACAGUUACAUUGGCCAGUGCCAAUGAGCGAACGAAGACUGUGGAAUUCAACGUAAAACCCGGUGGAGCGGUGCACACGUUCUCCGAGAAAAUGGUAAGCGAUAUGGAGAAAAUGGUAAGCAAUAUAGCUAGCCACAUAAUUCAGCUAACAAAUAACGUUAGUACUGUACUACUAGGCAGCUAGUGAAGUCAUGUAUGUUGCAUUGUGUACCAUUUUUGCUCCGACGAGUUGUUGUAGCAAUUAGAUAAUGUUGUAUGUGGCACAAAAAUGCAUACGAAUUGACGUGUUAGCCAGGAUGCUAACUAAGUUAUUUGCCGGGUAUAGUUCCCUGCAAACUAUCUUGCGGUUUAUUCACAUAUGGUAGCUAAUUCAAAUAACAGCCAAGUAUAUGAUGGCACCACUCACAAAUUAAAUAUUAUUGAAACACUAUGUCGAUAAAAAAAAAAAAACAUAUAUAUAUUUUUUUUAAGUAUCUGGUCGUCGCAUGAUGAUGAGGAACCGACCUCUGAUAUGCUGACACGUCAGUAUCAGAGUGCCACAAGGAGGCUAUUCAUUGGCCUAGAAUAUAUCUACAUUUUCCCACAGAGACGCAAUCAAUGUUGUCUUUAUGUUCAAUCACAAAUAUACAAUAGUAACAUAUGCAUGUGAAAAUCAAAUGCCCCUUUGUAUUACAAAUUGCAGAUGUUUGAAAUAAUAAUGAGCUAUAAAUUGUUUGACUCCCAAACAUCCCAUUUGACUUCCAAACACUUAGGCCUACAAAUAAAUAACACAAAUGUGUUUUGUCUUUUUUAAUGAUGUUCAUUCCUGGCUCAAUUUAAUCAUGAAGCUACUUUCACAGAGAGAAUAUGAAUGUUCAUUCACGUAUGCAUCACAAGGGGGAACCAACGAGGUAGGUUGUAUCCUGAUCAAAGUUUAGGUUGUUUCAACCUAAUAAAUAGGUCAUUUUAUUCUAGUCUAGAGUUGAAACAUAUGCUACCUGUGGUAAACUGAUUAAUAGGUUUCUAGUGUGCAGUUUAAAAGUAAAACUCUGAAGUAGAUCAACAGAAAGUACAUUUAAACCUUUGUCAUACUACUCACAUACCUAAAGAAUACAUCAUCAAAAUAAUAAUAUUAUAAUAACAUGUUUUCAUGUUGUGUUGUUUUAACAGCAAUGGCUGAUGAGUGUGGGCCUGAGCGAUGAUGACAGUCUGUUCUCCUGCUCAGUGUGGAGGUACGCUGUAAGCCCUGGUGUGAGGUCACACAGAACAAUAGAAGUUAGGCUUCAGAUAUAUCCAUGUACACUGAAUGACUUAUUCAUUCAAGUGCCGCCUGGUGGUCAUUCACCCGAGAUAUCUCCGGCCAAUCAGUUCCAGUUUUUCAUCUUGGCUUUGCCUAGUGAAUAACUAAUAGCAGAGUCAACAAAUGUCAGUAGUGACUUAAUCCCUAUCUUCAUUUUUGUUGAUUUUUCUCUUCCUCGUUGUUGACAGACCCCAGGGGAAGUCCUACUUGUUUUUCACACAGUUCAAGGCUGAGCUGAAAGGAGCCAAGAUUGAGUAUGCCAGUGCAUAUGUAAGUAUCCACCAUAUACAAAUGGGUCAUGUAAUUUGCUAUCCUAUCUGCAUUUCUACAUAAUAAUGCAUUAGAGCAAAAUCUUUGCUGACAUGUUUUGUGGUGUAAAGUAGAUAAGGUAUCUGUCCAAUAUCAGCAUAUUGUCACUGCAGCAUUGACCUGUCUUCUCCUCUGGUCUCCUGGUACAAGUGCACUUCUGUCUGUCUCAGUGAUAAUGAGCUAGAACUGCACAUCCCCAUGGAAACAUGUCUUCUGCAUUUACUGUGUGUACCUACCUACACAUUUUUAGACUUCUGUCUGUCUUUAUCCUGAUUUACUGGCAAUCUAAAUCAAAGCUAAUAUAGGGCUUUAUAUGGGUAGAGAUGAUAAAAUAGAUUGUCAUGGCAACACACAUAGGUAUUUGAGAGAACAUUAUAUUGCAGUCAGAGAGUACAUUGUUACCAUGUUGCAUUCAGAUCUAACCAUCUAUUCUUCUCCCAAGAGAAUGCUGCCAUGUUCAGAGUACAGACAACUAUCUCAGACUAGUGUCACAUCACAUGUACAGUGAGGGACAAAAGUAUUUGAUCCCCUGCUGAUUUUGUACGUUUGCCCACUGACAAAGAAAUGAUCAGUCUAUAAUUUUAAUGGUAGGUUUAUUUGAACAGUGAGAGACAGAAUAACAACAAAAAGAUCCAGAAAAACGCAUGUCAAAAAUGUUACUCCAGGACCUUAAUGUGCUUCUUCUUGAGCCACUCCUUUGUUGCCUUGGCCGUGUGUUUUUGGUCAUUGUCAUGCUGGAAUACACAUCCACGACCCAUUUUCAAUACCCUGGCUGAGGGAAGGAGGUUCACACCCAAUAUUUGACGGUACAUGGCCCCGUCCAUCGUCCCUUUGAUGCGGUGAAGUUGUCCUGUCCCCUUAGCAGAAAAACACCCCCAAAGCAUAAUGUUUCCACCUCCAUGUUUGACGGUGGGGAUGGUGUUCUUGGGGUCAUAGGCAGCAUUCCUCCUCCUCCAAACACGGCGAGUUGAGUUGAUGCCAAAGAGCUCCAUUUUGGUCUCAUCUGACCACAACACUUUCACCCAGUUCUCCUCUGAAUCAUUCAGAUGUUCAUUGGCAAACGUCAGACGGGCCUGUAUAUGUGCUUUCUUGAGCAGGGGGACCUUGCGGGCGCUGCAGGAUUUCAGUCCUUCACGGCGUAGUGUGUUACCAAUUGUUUUCUUGGUGACUAUGGUCCCAGCUGCCUUGAGAUCAUUGACAAGAUCCUCCCGUGUAGUUCUGGGCUGAUUUCUCACCGUUCUCAUGAUCAUUGCAACUCCACGAGGUGAGAUCUUGCAUGGAGCCCCAGGCCGAGGGAGAUUGACUGUUCUUUUGUGUUUCUUCCAUUUGCGAAUAAUCGCACCAAGCUGCUUGGCGAUGGUCUUGUAGCCCAUUCCAGCCUUGUGUAGGUCUACAAUCUUGUCCCUGACAUCCUCGGAGAGCUCUUUGGUCUUGGCCAUGGUGGAGAGUUUGGAAUCUGAUUGAUUGAUUGCUUCUGUGGACAGGUGUCUUUUAUACAGGUAACAAGCUGAGAUUAGGAGCACUCCCUUUAAGAGUGUGCUCCUAAUCUCAGCUCGUUACCUGUAUAAAAGACACCUGGGAGCCAGAAAUGUUUCUGAUUGAGAGGGGGUCAAAUACUUAUUUCCCUCAUUAAAAUGCAAAUCAAUUUAUAACAUUUUUGACAUGCAUUUUUCUGGAUUUUUUUGUUGCUCUUCUGUCUCUCACUGUUCAAAUAAACCUACCAUUAAAAUGAUAGACUGAUCAUUUCUUUGUCAGUGGGCAAACGUACAAAAUCAGCAGGGGAUCAAAUACUUUUUUCCCUCACUGUAAGUUGCACACAGAGUUCUAAGGCAGUGGUUCCCAAACCGGUUUGUGCUGUGACCCAUCCACUAUACGUUUUUGAUAUCUCCCUCUGAUCUACUAACUAAACUAGACCAAUGUUUGUAGUCAUGACCCAGUUUCUUACCACAUCUUCACACAAAUCAAUGGCAACCCGCCAGUGGGUACCAAAACACCAUACAGGGAAACAGUGUUCUGAGGAGUCUGUCAGGCGAGGAGGCUUUGUACAUCACAGCACAUACACUGCUCUCCCACAGGCCUCUUCUUGAACAUCCUCCCUCGCAAGGACAAAGCCUCAGACAGAUGCUGUCAGAACAGAACCGUUCAACCUCUCCUCCUGACGGCACUGUCCUCUGUGAAAAGACAGAGAAAAAAACAACACUCACUAAACAUUGGGAUAAAAAUAACCAGCGCUUCUGAGAAGCAGAGUAUCUCCUCGACCUUGUCACUCCACUGUAACUCUCCUCUGUUGUGAUGACUUUCUCUCUUUUCCAUUCACACUUUCAUCCCCUUGUUUGUUAUCCUCUGCUCCCAUCUCUCCCCGUCAUCAUCUCCACAGUCCCAGACUGCAGCGGGAGGACAGAGGGAUGUGACUUUGAAGGAAGAUGAAUUCACUGUGGGGGAUUCUACAGGUGAGAUGACUAGUCUGCUUACUGCUGAUCUACUGCACUCCGUCUGUCUGUCACAACAGAUCAAUACUGUUCUUGUUUUUUUACCUAUUUGUCUGGAAUGAAGCGUUUGCGACAAGUGGAUGGAAUUGAUGAUGGAUCUAUACUUUGCUGUUGUUGACAUUGUGCCAAUCUGAAGAUUAUAACAACCUACUACCACUGGCGUACCACACACUUCCGCAGCCAAUGCAAGGCGGGGGGGUCCACGGGUAUUCAUAUAUUUUUGGGGAGGGGUUUGGGGGCCCCCUGGAGGUGCGCCCCCCCCCCCCCCAGAGAGCAUAUGAACACGUUAUAAGGCAUGGUAAAAAAUAUAUAUAGAAUUACAGGAAGUUUGCUGUAAAACUGCAAAAUUUGCGGUACGCCAAUGUUUACUACUAAAUGUUGUUUUUUCAUUGAAUGUUGUACUUGAGUUAUGAUGUAGUAACUCAUUUCCUCUCCCGUCGCCCUUCCAGUGACCCACAAAGACGGGAAGUUCCGCGCUGAGCUCUCAAAACUUACUAUUAUUGGCCGGACACGACACGAUGAGCUCUGAUUGGCUGGAUAUCCAAAUGACUGUUGUAAUAUUGUCCAAUGGUGACAUCCAUGCGAGCUCUCAAGGCAGGACAUUGUGCUCUACUGUCGACAACAGUGGAAAAUGAAGGACGAUAUUCAAGCAUGAAGGACGAUACAGUAAUGGAGUGACAGCCUUAGAGCUUGGUGGUCUACAACUAUGCUGUUGAAUAUAUCUAUUGUUUUUUAGUUAGAGGAUUAUGGCUUUACAGGGAAAAUUCAUUAUGUUCCAUAAUGUAUGAGAAUGUAUCUUGGGAUGUCUGAUGUUAACGGGUGUGGAGAGAUGUAGGGUCAGAGGAUUUAUCGGUCUAAUGCUAAGCCAGGGAAAUGUGAGUAAUCUAUUGUCUUCAUCGUGCGCACGUUAACAGAUAUACAUUUUUUCCAAUCUGCUUCUUCUCUAAGCAAGUGAAUGCUUAAUACAGACACUGUAGAGCAGGGAGCCCCAGUUAGAGCACCUGAUUCAACCAACCAAUCAUCAUUCAAUGCAGUUGAUUUAGUUUUUCUCACUCCUACCGACAGUCUUAAUGAAGCUAGGUGGAGCUUUAGAACAGAAGCUUAUUUGUCCCACCAGGAUUAGAGACAUAUUGCCUUGAUGUAGAGGAUAGUAAGCUUGCCAGCACGUACCAGGUUCAUCCCUGUCGGUCUAGAGGAGGCCAUCCCUCAGCGUUGAUAGUGGAGUCCCUUGGCUCCCAACAGGAAAUACUACCGGG
Coregonus sp. 'balchen' is the source of this 5713-nucleotide messenger RNA. The record is from the annotation of a GenBank genome assembly. Lineage: Eukaryota; Metazoa; Chordata; Actinopteri; Salmoniformes; Salmonidae.